AUGGCCGCCUCGACGCGAGCAAUCACGCCGACGCCUACCGGCCCAUUCACCACCCACAAUGGGCCCAACACCCCAGGAUCCGCCGCGCGCAACUCCCACAGCGGAGCCACUUUUGGAACUCAUCUCACAAAAUCCCCCGGCGGUCUAUCGCCGCGACUUUCGCCUCAGCCGCUCACUGGAGCCGCUGCCAUGGCCGAUGAGCGCCGCUUCCGCGAACAGUCUGCGCGCCAGACAAGCCCCAAUCCCGCUGUCGCCGCGCUGCAAAGUCUGAACGGCAGCGUCCAGCCUAUGAGCCACCCUGCAGACGGACCGCAGCAGUCCGCGUCGGCACACUCCAAGGCUGACAAGAUGACGAAGCCGCUCAUCACCAUCCCCGACCAGAUCAACGUCACAGGCGACAACAUGCAGACGAGCCCAGUCAGCCUCUCGAGUUUUGGCGAUGGUGACGCGCCAAACGCGCCGGGUGCUCCUGUGACCGAAGGUGCUUCCGCCAGUAAUGCAGGUCGGGAAGGCGCGUCCCAGCAGCAACCGCAACAACAGCAUCACCACCAGCAUCACCACCAGCUCAUCGCCCCAAAUCCUGGAGACAAUCCGGGCAACCGCGCAUUCACGUUCCCCGGGCCAUUGCCCCCGGAGCCGGACCCACGCGCCCCAGCUCGCCAAAUGAGUCUGCCUGGAUAUGGUCAAAACACGCCCAAAUCACCUUCCACAAAGCGUCACAAGUGCCCAUACUGCUCCACUGACUUCACUCGCCACCACAAUCUCAAAAGCCAUCUGCUAACCCACAGUCAAGAAAAACCAUAUGAAUGCCCCACCUGUCAGGCGCGUUUCCGUCGUUUGCAUGAUUUGAAACGCCACACGAAACUGCAUACUGGCGAGCGGCCACACACGUGCUACAAGUGUGGCCGCAGGUUUGCACGUGGCGAUGCGCUUGCGCGACACAAUAAGGGUCAGGGUGGCUGUGCGGGCCGUCGCUCUAGCUUCGGCAUCGAUGACGAUCUCGGCGACAAGGGCGACGAAGGCAUGGAUGGUGUCAUCUACACGGGCGAGCCUGAUGGAGAGGGAGACGAGGAUGAUGAUGGCAGGCGCGUUAGCGAGCCGGCGCGCAAGAGACAAAACACUGGGAACUCUACCCAAGGUUCGUAUUCUCACCAUUCCAGCACUUAUCCGCCUAUUGCUGCGAACCGAAGCUCGAGUAGCCAGAACAACUUGCGCCCCUAUUACCCAGGGUCUUCUGCGCAGCCGACUAACGUCUCGCCUAAAGCAGCUCCUACCAGCAUCUCGUCGAUUCAGAACGCAAACACCCAAUCCAAUGUCUUCGCCCAGGGUGGUAUGACCGAAAGCCCAAGGCCACUGUCGCCAGGCCAGCAGGAGCAGCAUCGUCUGGGUGCUCCCGAAAACAGUGUCCCUGGCUCACGGUCCCCUAGCUUGUCGCAUCACAUGCACCAGCAGCAGAACUAUGCUCGUGGGAGGGGAACCCCUCCCGUUGGCCUGGCCCCGCCCAGCACGAGCAACGGUCCUCAUCUGCCCUCUCUACCAGGCCUUAGCCCCAUGCCCCCUAAACAGGGCUCUCAAGGCGGCAAAAGCAACGGCCCAAGCAUGCUCCAACAUCAGACCAUGGCAGCCCCUGGAAGCAGCUCGCAGCCGGGCAGCAUGUCCAGCCAUGGCGGAAGCGGAAGCAGCAUGCGCGAAGUCAUGGGCAACCAGGUCGAUGUAUGGCAAUAUGUCCGCGAGAUAGAAGCUCGUAUGGCGAGAAUGGAGAAGGAACACAACGACAAGAUUGCCACGCUGCAGCAUGAGAUCACAACGCUCCGGGCCCAAUUGGCCCAGCAGCAUGUUAACAAUACGCAAGCCCACCAGCAAGGUCAAUAG
Molecule: messenger RNA, 1872 nt
Organism: Alternaria burnsii
Lineage: Eukaryota; Fungi; Ascomycota; Dothideomycetes; Pleosporales; Pleosporaceae
Exons: 1
Coding region: 1-1872 (623 amino acids)
Biological process (GO): regulation of DNA-templated transcription
Molecular function (GO): DNA-binding transcription factor activity, RNA polymerase II-specific; RNA polymerase II cis-regulatory region sequence-specific DNA binding
Source: RefSeq, a predicted model, not a curated record